Messenger RNA from Dermatophagoides pteronyssinus (European house dust mite), 633 nucleotides. RefSeq names its product superoxide dismutase [Fe]-like. NCBI's taxonomy places the organism in Eukaryota, Metazoa, Arthropoda, Arachnida, Sarcoptiformes, Pyroglyphidae. The record is from RefSeq and is a predicted model, not a curated record.
AUGACCAAGACAAACGCGCCAACACUGCCAUUCGAGCUUACUGCUCUGGAACCAUGCAUGACCAAGAAGCAACUUGAUCUGCAUUUUAACAAGCAUCACAUGGGAUACUACAAAAAGUUCUGCGAACUAACCAAAAACGACCCUGAUGCCAAAGUCGAAGAAAUCAUAAAAAAAAACAUUGCGGGUAAACUCUACAACAACACAGCGCAACUUUACAAUCAUCAGUUUUUCUGGCGCUGUCUGAUUAACAAUAGUAAAAAAUUUUCAAACGAGCCAAGUGGCGAAUUGAAAGCGUUGAUUGAAACCAGUUUCAAAAGCUUCGACGCUUUCCAAGCCGAGUUCGAAGCCACUUCUAUUGGUCACUUCGGAUCAGGAUGGGUUUGGCUUGUUUACAACACUAGUACGAAACUUCUCGAACUAUUCCAGGGCCACGACGCUCAAUGUCCUUUAUCUGAUCAAAAUUUGUUACCGCUUUUAGCUUGCGAUUUAUGGGAACACGCUUACUACGUAGAUUACGAAAACCGACGGGACAACUACCUGUCUAUCUUUUGGAAACUUGUCAACUGGAACUUCGUUGAAAACAUGCUUAAACACAAACGCUUCGACUAUAACAAUCCUGACCAAUUUUAUUAA